AUGAUUAUGAAAGGAUUUAAAGAUAAUCUUCAUCUUUCAAAGAGUAGAUGUUAAAAAGAUAAAAUCAUCAAUCCAAAUGAAAUGGGAGUUGGAAAGAUUAGAAAUUUGAUUCAGUCUAGUGGAUUAAAUACUGAUAGGAUACCAAAAGUUUUGUUAAUGACUGAAGGGUAAAAGUAACUAAGACUUAAAUUUGCUAAAGAAAAGGUAAGAUGGUCUUAAAAGUGGAGAAGAGUUUUGUUUUCAGAUGAAAUCAUACUAAAAAAGGGAUUAAUUGGCAAAAAGUAUGUAUGGUAAGUUCAUCACUCUGAUAUUUUACAAUCUCAAUGCUAUUAAAAGGAAAAAUAUCCAACCAAAUUCUGA
Molecule: messenger RNA, 360 nt
Organism: Tetrahymena thermophila SB210
Lineage: Eukaryota; Ciliophora; Oligohymenophorea; Hymenostomatida; Tetrahymenidae
Exons: 1
Molecular function (GO): nucleic acid binding
Source: RefSeq, a predicted model, not a curated record